Messenger RNA from Lodderomyces elongisporus, 1794 nucleotides. It is a transcript of the gene SLD1, whose product is annotated as Sld1p. The record is from RefSeq and is a predicted model, not a curated record. Gene Ontology annotation, biological process: lipid metabolic process. The coding region runs from base 1 to 1794 and encodes 597 amino acids. Gene Ontology annotation, cellular component: membrane. Gene Ontology annotation, molecular function: oxidoreductase activity, acting on paired donors, with oxidation of a pair of donors resulting in the reduction of molecular oxygen to two molecules of water. NCBI's taxonomy places the organism in Eukaryota, Fungi, Ascomycota, Pichiomycetes, Serinales, Debaryomycetaceae. The transcript has a single exon.
AUGUCUCUUGCAAAACAAUACAACGUGUUGUCCAGAAACCAAGUUAAGGAUCUCAUAGCCGAGGGAAAAGCCAUCGUAAUUUACGAACAGAAUGUGCUAAACUUGACUGCAUGGAUUCCAAAACAUCCGGGUGGAGAUACUGCAGUUUUGCACAUGGUUGGUCGUGAUGCUACUGAUGAAAUGAAUGCAUACCAUGACGCUGAGACCAUAGGGACAUUUAUCAAAUGGAGAGUAGGUAAAAUUGAUUAUGAAUGGGAAAAUUUGUUACCACCCAUCCAAGGAGGGAAAUAUAGCAAGGAUAAAUCUGUUGAAAAUGUUGUUAUGCUAGGUGCAAAGAAAGUGAAAACGGGCUCGAUAUUGGAGGAUAGAUUGGAUAGCACGAAUUCCGGAAGCAGUUCAGACAUGGACCAGGAUUCCACUUGUAGUAGUGCAUUUGAGGAGGAAGCAGAAGAGGAAACGAAAACAAAAGAACAAGAAGAAGAAGAAGAAAAGAAAAAAACAGAGUUUGCGAAAGUAAUAGAUCCAAAGAAGGCUGUUGCGCCCGUUGUUCCGCAAAAUGUCAUAGUUAACCAAACCGAUAAGGAUGAAAUAUUCCCAAUCAAUGAUUGCCAAAAACAACCUAUUGUGGAUCCAAAGUUGUUAAUGGUUGAUUACGACAAUAGCUUGUCACAGCGAGACCUUAUGCUGAUACCUUCGUUAGAUUAUACUACUCAACGACAUUUGAGAGACGAAUACGUCAAACUCCACAACCUUAUUGCCAAGAAUGGGUUUUACAAAUGCAAUUAUUGGGCCUACGUGCGUGAGAUUGUAAAGAUCUCAUCACUAUUUUUAUACUCAUUGUCGCUUCUCAAACUCAAUUAUUUAUUCCUUAGUGCUAUAUUCAUGGGUAUGGCAUGGCAUCAGGGUACUUUUAUUGCGCAUGAUGCUGGACACGUUUCCAUUACUCAUAACUAUCAAAUAGAUAAUAUUUUUGGAAUGCUAAUUGCCGAUUGGUUUGGUGGAUUGAGUUUAGGAUGGUGGAAAAGAAAUCACAAUGUUCAUCACUUGAUAACCAACGAUCCAGUUCACGACCCGGAUAUCCAGCAUCUUCCAUUUUUUGCAGUAAGCGUUCGAUUAUUUAACAAUGUCUAUUCGACAUACUAUGACAAGGUUUUGUGGUUUGACGCAUUUGCUAAAAAGCUUAUUCCCAUUCAACAAUACAUGUACUAUCCCAUUUUAUGUUUUGGAAGAUUCAACUUGUACAGGCUUUCAUGGACUUAUCUUCUUGGUGGUGAAGGCCCAACAAAAGGACGUGCUGCUUGGUUUAGGUAUUUUGAGAUUGCAGGAUUAACAUUUUUCUUUUACUGGUUCUUUUAUGUGUUGAUUGGCACUAUUGAAGGAGGUUGGAACAAAUUCAUGUACAUAAUGGUGAGCCACAUAGCCACAAUGUUGGUGCAUGUACAAAUCACUUUAUCGCAUUUUGCAAUGUCUACUGCAGAUCUCGGAGUUAGUGAAUCUUUUGCUUCAAGACAGAUUAGAACCACGAUGGAUGUAAGUUGUCCUGAGUGGUUUGAUUUUUUCCAUGGCGGAUUGCAAUUCCAAGCAAUACACCAUUUGUUCCCUCGGUUGCCUCGUCAUAAUUUUAGACAGGUUCAGCCAUUUGUUAUUCAGUUUUGCAAAGAUGUCGGCUUGUCAUACUCAAUUUACGGGUUUGGCAAAGGUAAUGAAAUUGUGAUUGGUAAGUUGGCGGAGAUUGGUCAGCAAUGUUCAAUCUUGCUUGAUGCCACUAAAAAGUAUGACGGUGACCUUUAUUAA